GUGUUUUGGUUUUGCAAUUCCUUUCGUUCCGACAUACUUCCAGUGCUCCUGUUGCUCUGCUUCCAAUCUCUUCCCAAGCUUCUCUUUCUUCCCGUAGGUCACAGAUCUCAUUCUCUUCAUUCCAAAACCCUUACCCCAUACCCUCGAUUGCCAUUUUCUUUUCUCGUUUUCAAAUUCAAUCCGCUUUCUCUGAAAACCUCCCCGUUUUAUUGCCUUUACAACUCUGUUUCGAUCUGUUCGAUCAAAUCUUCCAGAUUUCAAUUCCAUUUUCGAACAGAGGCAAGAAAACAUAAUUUCGUGACGCAUAUAUUUAUAUAUAUACUGCCUGCAGGCCAUAACCCAGAGCGCUACCUGGUGUAUGGGUUCUAGGGUUUUGGUUUCGUUGACUUUUGAACGCGGAAUCUGAGUUUUUGAGUCGUGCCUUUCAGACGUGCUUUCUGCUUCGAUCUUCCAAUUCUGAAUUACUGCGAUCUACGCAAACGCUACUCUGAGCGUGGCUAUUUUACUCCUUGUAGAUGCAUUGUCUUUCGGACGACAACUUCUAGGAUUCCAGCUUCAAGCUUCAAGGUGAAAGUCCCCGUUCCUGGUGACGUAUCUUUGAAUUCCGAGGGGUUUCCUUUCGUUUUUCGAGCGAUUGGACAAGCGGAUUCUCCAUGGAUAAUGACAAAUCCUCAAGUUACGGUGGAGGUCUUCCACCUUCGGGACGUUAUUCAGGCUUCUCGCCUCCGGGAAGCUCCUUCAAUGUGAAACCAGAAGCAUCCUCCUCCUCCUCCUCUUUUCCUCCACUGGUACCGGGUACCAGCUCGGACUCUAGUUGCUUUAGUCAUGAUAUUAGCAGAAUGCCUGAUAAUCCUCCUAGAAACAGGGGUCAUAGACGGGCCCAUUCUGAGAUUCUCACCCUGCCAGAUGAUCUUAGCUUUGACAGUGACCUUGGUGUAGUUGGAGGUGCUGAUGGGCCCUCCUUUUCUGAUGAGACCGAAGAAGACUUACUAUCGAUGUACCUUGAUAUGGACAAAUUCAACUCUUCAUCCGCGACAUCAGCAUUUCAAGUGGGUGAGGCUGCAGCAUUAGCUCCGGCGCCAAAAUUAGAAACAUCAGGAAUCGCCACCUCUCCUGCGGAGAAUGCUGCUGUUGAUACUAAUGAAAGGCCCAGAGUUAGGCACCAACAUAGCCAGUCUAUGGAUGGGUCAACAACCAUUAAACCCGAGAUCCUAGUGUCAGGUUCUGAAGAAGUUUCUGCAGCUGAUUCCAAAAAAGCAAUGUCAGCUGCCAAGCUUGCGGAACUUGCCUUAGUUGACCCAAAGCGUGCAAAAAGGAUAUGGGCAAAUAGGCAGUCUGCUGCGAGGUCAAAAGAGAGGAAGAUGCGCUAUAUUGCUGAGCUUGAAAGGAAGGUGCAGACCCUUCAAACAGAAGCAACAUCUUUGUCUGCACAGUUGACUCUCCUGCAGAGAGAUACAAAUGGGCUGAAUGCAGAGAACAGUGAGCUGAAGCUGCGGCUGCAAACCAUGGAACAACAAGUUCACUUGCAAGAUGCUUUAAAUGAUGCGUUGAAAGAGGAAAUUCAGCAUUUGAAACUAGUAACGGGGCAGGCUAUGAUGAAUGGAGGACCUGUGAUGAACUUCGCUCCUUUUGGAGGAGGGCAGCAAUUUUAUCCUAACAAUCACGCCAUGCACACUCUCUUAGCAACGCAACAGUUUCAACAGCUCCAAAUUCAGUCUCAGAAGCAGCAGCAGCAGCAGCAGCAGCUGCAGCAACAUCAACUGCAUCAGCUUCAGCAGCAGCAACCGGGGGACUUGAAAAUGAGAACAACUACUCGUUCACCAAGCCCCAAAGAUCGAAAUCCACCUGCAGCCAAGGAUUGUUGAGGAAUUCCCAAUCACUCCUUAAAUUCCUAUUUGCCUCCUGCUUGGAGGCUGAUUAGGCUGUUAGCGAUGUUAUAUUGAUUUAUUCCUAGUAGCUCUGCAUGUGGUCUGUCUUAGAGUAUGAUAUUAAUGUGUUUGCGCUUUUACUGUGUAAGGUUGACUUCUGUCGUUUAAGACUACCUCGAGGUUCUUUCGCUUGCUUUGAUUUGAUGGUUCAUUUUA
Molecule: messenger RNA, 2084 nt
Organism: Prosopis cineraria
Lineage: Eukaryota; Viridiplantae; Streptophyta; Magnoliopsida; Fabales; Fabaceae
Product: probable transcription factor PosF21
Exons: 5
Coding region: 654-1865 (403 amino acids)
Biological process (GO): regulation of DNA-templated transcription
Cellular component (GO): nucleus
Molecular function (GO): DNA-binding transcription factor activity
Source: RefSeq, a predicted model, not a curated record